AUGUGUAAUAUGUGUACCCGUGACGUGAGAGAAUCGGCCCCGGCACCGGUGGCGCCGGCGCACGCACCCUCGCGUGCCUUAGACAGAAUGAAGAAGAAGCACAAUAUUGUGACUGAUCCCCACUGUUCGGAGAAACAGAAGGAGGUGGAGUACCAGCCAGACCUCCUGGCUGUGUCCACCAAGUACACCAAGAUCUGCUACGACCACUUCAAGCAGGCCCUCGUUCGGGUGCAAGAGACGAAAGCAUACGUUAUCGCCACUAAAACGACGCAGCCCUUCCACGUAGCCCUUGCAGUGGUGGUCCUCCUAGCAUGGCUCAGUCGGCCAGGAAACGGUUCCAUAAGCGCCAUCCGUGGCUGGAGAGCACUCUACGUAGCAUCUGUCGCGACACACUUCGGAGCACAAGUCUGGAUGACCCUGGUCUCGGGUAUAGUCCUAUACUUCAACCUGCCGCGACAUGAGUUCGGUCGAGUGCAAACAGUUUUGUUCCCCGUGUACUACGCCUUCAACGCGGUCAUCAGCCUGUUGGCUCUGAUUGCUUACUACAGGACGCAGUGCCUCACUCACUUUGAACAUACUUCUUGGGUACAGCUAGCACUUCUGCUAGCAGUAUUCAGCAUUGAAUCCUUCGUGCGCCUGCAGCUGGUGCGACCCAUGCUGCGCGCCAAGCAUGUCAAGACACAGAUGGAGGAAGCAGCAGGUGGCGGACAAGAGGUCGGUCGCCUAAUUCUAGGUGAACUCGCACACUGUCCCCGCUACCUUCGUGUCCUGAGGACUUUCAGGGCCUACCACUCGAGUAUAGCCAUGGGCACCAUGAUAGCCCUCGGCUGCUCAUUAUACUCCACCAUGAUCAUAGUCGACUCCAUGUGCCGUUAA
This is a messenger RNA of Spodoptera littoralis (African cotton leafworm), 876 nucleotides long. The record is from the annotation of a GenBank genome assembly. Lineage: Eukaryota; Metazoa; Arthropoda; Insecta; Lepidoptera; Noctuidae.